This is a messenger RNA of Euleptes europaea (tarantolino), 467 nucleotides long. RefSeq names its product MORN repeat containing 2 (gene MORN2). The transcript has 5 exons. Lineage: Eukaryota; Metazoa; Chordata; Lepidosauria; Squamata; Sphaerodactylidae. Bases 20 to 436 code for a protein of 138 amino acids. The record is from RefSeq and is a predicted model, not a curated record.
ACUGGCUGCAAACCAUACCAUGAAUAAUAAAGGUACAGGUGUUGAAGUUUAUAGAAUAUCCUUUAUAUUUCCAAAUCAGGAUAAGUAUGAAGGUGAAUGUACAAGAACACUUGAGGGAAGUCUUGAAAGAAAUGGACAUGGAGUGCAUACCACUCCUAAUGGAAUUAUAUAUAGAGGAAACUGGAAGAAUGAUAAGAUGAAUGGUUUAGGAAGGCUGGAGCAUCCGUCAGGUGCCAUUUAUGAAGGCGAAUUCAAAGACAACAUGUUGCAUGGAAUAGGAACCUACAUGUUUCCUAAUGGAGCAAAGUACACUGGUCAGUUCAAUGAAAACAAGUUGGAAGGGCAGGGAGAAUUUACAGACACACAAGGCCUGGAAUGGGAUGGUAGAUUUCAUUACACAGCAGCACCAGGGCUGAAGCUCAAGCUGGAAAUGUAGGAUAUUUUAAACUGGAGAAAAGGCGUGGAAU